AUUUUAGUUUAGAAUAUUUUGCGUAUCGGGCUUGCUUGGGUUAAGAGAUUUGGGUUAAAUUUAGAUCGAGUCAACUUCAAGUUGGGAAUAAUUAGGUUGGGUCAUUUUGAGUAUUGGGCUAAGAUCGGGUCAACUCCGCAUUCAAGUCGGGUAGUCGAGUCGGUUAGAUUUAAGGUCAGUUUCUGGUUGACGUUUUUGAGUCAUGGGUCGGGUUAGGAUUGCGAGGUCUAAUUUGGACUAAAAAAUAAGGUAAAAAAAAAAAGGAAAUUUAUCAAUGAUAGCCUCUGUUCUUGCUUUGAUUAAUGACAUUGUUGACGUUUUCCGUUAAUUUUAACUCAUUACACACAACCAUGGUUAAUUAUUUCAAUUAUUUUAAAAAUUAAAAGUAAAAUUUAAAAACCCAUCCCCAAGACCCAAGUAACCCAAACCUCCAUUGACAACCACCCCAGGCGCCACCCACUGACCGGAACUCUCGCUGCCCGCCGAUUCAUUCUACAAGUUUCCAUUUUUCAAGGUAUUCAAGCUGCUACUGCGUAUUUUCGUUGCAACUUUGCAAAUAAUCAAGCGGCCAAUUAGGGUGAGAAGUCAUGGUGGGAUUUAAAAAUAGGUACAUGGUGUUGGAAAUUUUUCUGGAUCCUAACAAGGAUCUCAUGGUGGAUGAUCCUGUUAUUGUUACCCAGUUCAAUGUGGCGAAAGCAAUAAAAGACAGUAUUCUUAUCAACUUUGGGGAGUGCGGUCUUGCUUCUUCCCUUGGCUCUUUCCAAGUUAAGUAUGUGAAUCCAAUAACAAAGUUGUGUAUGGUUCGAACAUCAAGGGAGGAUUACCAGAAAGUCUGGUGUGCAAUUACCAUGGUAUCAAGCAUUGGAAACUGCCCUGCUUUAUUUAAUCUGCUUGAUCUAAGUGGGAGUAUUAAAGCUUGCAGAAAAGCUGCCUUGAGCUGUGAAGAAGCAAAAUUUGCACAGUAUAAGCUUUUAAAGGGAGGUCAAGUUACAGAUGAGUUAAAUCGCCAAAUGCAGAACUGUUUCGAGAGGAUAAAAGUACUGGAACAUUAGUGAGUAUUCCUGUAUUUAACUCACUAUUGUAGUUCUGGAAUUGAAGAUUCGAAGAUGCUUAGAUAAUCUUCCAAUUUUGUAUGAUGCUCCAUAUGAAUUAGGUUAUGUGAAAAUUACGCCUAGUUGGCAGCUAAUUUAAGGUCCGCAUAGAGUUCAGCGAGAUGAACUCAGUUUUGCUAGUAAGUUCUUUCACAACUAAGUUUGAGUUAUUUGAAUGGCCUUGAAAUUCUGGACCAUUGUUUUGAGUUCCAGAAUCAAGUUCUCUUGUUUCAUAUAGUCUACGAUUAUGCCUUGAACCCAAUUUAUAUGUAUAGUAGAUGAUGGCCCCGUGAUUAUCAAACGCCAUGACCUGCUGUCCCUAACACAUGACUUAAGGCAAGUUUCUGUAUUGUAGAAGUUUUCUGAGCAUCUAAAACUGUUUUCAGUU
Messenger RNA from Chenopodium quinoa (quinoa), 1479 nucleotides. Its product is annotated as probable ribonuclease P/MRP protein subunit POP5. Lineage: Eukaryota; Viridiplantae; Streptophyta; Magnoliopsida; Caryophyllales; Amaranthaceae. Gene Ontology annotation, molecular function: ribonuclease P RNA binding. The coding region runs from base 588 to 1052 and encodes 154 amino acids. The transcript is spliced from 4 exons. The record is from RefSeq and is a predicted model, not a curated record. Gene Ontology annotation, cellular component: ribonuclease P complex. Gene Ontology annotation, biological process: tRNA 5'-leader removal.